AGCUUCGAUCUUCACACUUGUCCAAUCAUUCUCGGAUGUUGUCUAUUGUUCAAUCAUUAGCCCCAAUGGUCUCCAAACUAAUCCUACAACACCAACGACCUUCCCUUAUCGAUCCCUUUUUUUAUGCUUACCAUUCUUAUCUGGCAUCAGGUAUUUGCCGGGUGCGAACAAUGUGGAUAGAGCUAAUCACCUGUCCGAUCUUCUGAUAACUUUGUCGAAUUUCUCAACUCACACCGCCGGGUGUGUGUAGCAUCGAAUUGACAAUGGGCUGUUGCUCGAAUUGGUCACCCACCUCCAAGCGACUCUGUGCCUUGGGUAGUGCCACGGGUCUGUGUGUAUUUGCGCUCGUGCUCGGUUUGAUAUGGCCAACAGUAAUAUGGGCGAUUGCCAAGAAGGAGUUUGUGCUGGAACCGGGCACCGAGGUUUACAAGAACUGGAUCGAUCCACCAAUCGACACAUACCUUGAGAUAUAUCUGUGGAACUGGACGAAUACGGACAACUAUCUCACGGAGAAGCCACACCUGGAACAGCUAGGACCUUACACGUUCGUCGAGCGACACGAACGAGUUAAUCUCGUGUGGAACAAUAACGACACACUGACCUUUCAACAAAGGCGCAUCUGGCACUACCUUCCGGAGAAGUCGGUUGGCAAUUAUGAGACCGAUCGUGUCAUUACCAUCAAUCCGGUACUUCUGACCGUCGGAUAUGCGCUGCGCAACGAUCCAGUGUUUCUAUUCUAUGUUGAUGGAAUCAUUAACGAAAACGCUCUGGCUACUACACCCUUCUACGAUGUAUUGGUACGCGAGAUGAUCUUCGAGGGGUACGAUGAUCUGUUGCUGACGAGCUUACUAACACUGAUUGAAUUGAUCCCACCCGAAUCCCGACCACCGAUUGAUUUGCCACCGUACGAUCGGUUUGGAUGGUUCUUCGGACGCAACGGUAGCGAAACGUACGAUGGAACGUUUACGAUCGGUACCGGUAAGGAUACGGUCGAGAACACCGGCGUGAUGCGGCUCUGGAAUGGAGCAAAUGCGACCGAUUACUAUCGUGGCGUUUGUGGCCAGAUACGUGGUACGACCGGUGAAGUAUGGCCACCGUGGGGACGUAGCUUGAGCGGAACACCACCGAACGUGACCGUGUUUGCGCCGGACGUCUGCAGCUCGGUCACGUUACAGUACGCCGAAGAGAUGGAACGAUACGGUAUCGAUGGGUUGCGCUGGAUCGGUAACGAUCGGGUGUUUGAUAACGGUGUACACUACGAGGAGACGGAAUGUCAGUGCACGGCGGAAGAUGCCACCACCUGUCCGGUGCUGGACAACGGUGCGAUGGAUGUGUCGCGCUGCAAGUUUGGUGCGCCGGCCACAGUUUCGUUUCCUCACUUCUAUUUAGCUAACGAAAGCUAUCUCACUGGUGUUACUGGAAUGAACCCGAACGAGAAGGAACAUCGGUUCGAGAUGGAGCUGGAACCGUACACCGGUGUACCGUUGGGUGUUAAGGCACAGUUGCAGGUUAAUCUCAACGUUCAGCAGUACGGCAUGACAUUGUUGCAAAACAUUCCAGAGGUGAUGUUACCGGUGCUUUGGUUCCGACAAACGGCAGGUCUUACCGAAGAGCUGGCAGACGACAUAAAGUUGGUUUUACUGCUUCCCGACAUUGGAGUGUACGUUGCGUACGCUUUAGGUGGCGUUGGAAUAAUCGGGCUAGCCCUAGCGGUGUACUUCUCGAUUACUAGAUGGAAGCUGCAGAGUAAACCGGCAGUGGAACCCAAUGCGGCACUAGACUAAAAUGCUUAGUAAUAAAACGUAACGGUGUUAGCUUCGUAACUUAAAAGCAUUUCUCUUUGAUAAGCCGCAAACAAUAUGACAACAAGGUGUGAAACAUUCA
This is a messenger RNA of Anopheles funestus (African malaria mosquito), 1884 nucleotides long. Its product is annotated as protein croquemort-like. Gene Ontology annotation, cellular component: cytoplasm; membrane. The coding region runs from base 264 to 1784 and encodes 506 amino acids. The record is from RefSeq and is a predicted model, not a curated record. The transcript is spliced from 4 exons. Gene Ontology annotation, molecular function: scavenger receptor activity. Lineage: Eukaryota; Metazoa; Arthropoda; Insecta; Diptera; Culicidae.